AGGAGCAGGAGAGGGCGAGGGCGGAGCACGGUAGCCCCGGCUCGCCUCACCUCCCGGCCCUCGGAGCAUCCCAGCCGCGCCGCUCCGGCCACGCGCUCCACCGGGCUGCUCGCCCGCGCCAUCUGAUCUGAUGCGGGCUUCUCCUCCUGCAAGGCGGCAGCAGCGCCGCCGCCUUCACGAGCCGCCCGCUCCCUUGUGGGUUGCAGGCGCUCUUCCGUUUCGAGGCACGGCCUGAGCCCAGCGAGACUCACUUGCGCCCAGCGGAGGUGUCCGCCGGCGGCAGGUCGGUCCACUGCGCCGCCGCAUCCUUGCGGACGCCGGCCUGGUCCGUCCUCUCGGUCGCUCUGCGUGUUGCGGGCCAAUCUUAGCCAGCCUGACCAGGCCCGGGGUCGCAGCGGCUCCGGCUCCCAGGAGAGAGACGCGGAGGGGCCUCGCUGGACUAACCGAGCCAACCGGCCCGGGGGUCACCUCUCCGCGGGAGCCCCGGCGCUGGACACGAACCUAGACUCGCACCCACCGGUUGGGCUGACUCCGGACUGGAGUCCCGCCACGGAAUUGCCCGGCUUCUUCCGCGCCAUCGACAGAGCGGGCACUUUUCGCUACGGCGGCGGCCCUUUUUACUCAGACCCGGCGCUCGCGGGCCUCUCGCGAAGUUGGCGGAUCUCUCAGUCCGCGCUGGUGGGAUUCCCGCCACUCCCCUCCUCGCCCCACGAACGAGGGAGAAAGGCGUGGCAGUGGCGCUUGGUCCGCGUACAUGGCCAGCCAGAUUCAAGCUGAGGGAGGGGGCAGUUGGAAGGUAGCCCCUCCGGCCUGGUCGCGCCUUCCCCUCCUCUUCACGCGCCCUGCCUGGGAGGAAGCCUCGCCGAACCCCGGAGGGGCUUGGGCUGCUCCGCCGGGUCCCGAUUCCUAGGCAUAUUCACUCAUGGGGGUCAUGGGGCUUCCUCCCAAGCAAGCGGCGCCGUAGGCUCGCAGUCUGAAGCUGCCGUCUAGGCACACUGACCAGCGCACCCCCUUGCCCCUUCCGAGUAGACCUGCCCGGCUCGCGCCAUAAGCAGAUGCUCCCCCGAGGAGCGCUGAGCGCGGCCAGCCCGCCGGGACCCGAUCCAUGGAGCAGAGGCGGAUGAAAGAUGCCUGGCUGGCCCGCCCCAAUCCCGGCGGACUCCCUUAAACCAGCCCCACUUGCGGGCGGGCUUAGGAGAAGUUCCUGCCGGCGCCCCGGGCCAUGCGGGGUGCGCCCGCGCGCCCGCCCUCCUCCCGCACACACCCUCGGGCCGGAGCCAAUGGGAGGCGGCGGGCCGGGCGCGUCACGCGGGAGCCCUGAUGAUGAGCCACUUUGUCCGCGAGACACCGCCGAGGAGCGCAGCAGCAGCAGCCCAGCUCGGGAAGCGAGGCGAAGUGCCGGCGCGCCCGCCCCGUCCCACCAGCAGCAGCAGCAGCAGCAGCGCCGCCGCCGCCCGCCUCGCACCAUGAUCGCCUCGCACUUGCUGGCGUACCUCUUCACCGAGCUCCGGCACGACCAAGUGCAGCGGAUUGACAAGUACCUCUAUCACAUGCGGCUUUCGGAUGAAACCCUCCAAGAAGUCUCUCAGCGGUUCCGGAAAGAGAUGGAAAAAGGGCUUGGGGCAGACACCAACCCUACAGCCGCUGUGAAAAUGCUGCCCACUUUUGUGAGGUCUACUCCUGACGGAACAGAGGAAGGAGAUUUCUUGGCCCUGGACCUUGGAGGCACCAAUUUCCGGGUGCUGCGAGUCAAAGUGGCUGAUAAUGGCAGCAAGAAGGUUGAGAUGGAGAACCAGAUCUAUGCCAUUCCCGAGGAACUGAUGCGGGGCAGCGGCAUGCAGCUCUUUGACCACAUUGCAGAAUGUCUGGCCAGCUUCAUGGAGCAGCUCCAGAUCAAGGACAAGAAGCUGCCACUGGGCUUCACCUUCUCCUUCCCGUGCUACCAGAACAAGCUGGAUGAGAGCAUCCUUGUUACGUGGACCAAAGGCUUCAAGUGCAGCAGCGUGGAGGGGAAGGAUGUGGUUUCAAUGUUACGGAGAGCCAUCAAAAAACGAGGGGACUUUGAUAUUGACAUCGUCGCGGUGGUGAACGAUACUGUUGGGACGAUGAUGACCUGCGGCUAUGACGACCACAACUGUGAAGUUGGGCUGAUUGUUGGCACCGGAUCCAACGCUUGUUACAUGGAGGAGAUGCGCCACAUUGACCUGGUGGAGGGGGACGAAGGGCGCAUGUGCAUCAACAUGGAGUGGGGAGCCUUUGGAGAUGACGGAGUCCUCAGUGAUGUCAGGACAGAGUACGACCGGGACAUCGACAUGGGAUCGCUGAACCCGGGAAAACAGCUGUUUGAGAAGAUGAUCAGUGGCAUGUACAUGGGGGAGCUGGUCCGGCUGAUUCUGGUGAAGAUGGCCAAGGAGGGGCUCCUGUUCCAGGGGAAGCUCACGCCAGCCUUGCGGACCACGGGGCACUUUGAGACCAGAUUCGUCUCUGCGAUUGAAAAGGAGAAGGACGGCCUGCAGAAAGCCCACGAGAUCCUGGUGCACCUGGGCCUGGAGCCCUCCCAGGACGACUGUGUGGCCACCCAGCGCGUCUGUGAGAUCGUCUCCACCCGCUCGGCCAACCUCUGUGGCGCUGCCUUGGCUGCCGUGUGCCGUCGCAUCAAGGAGAACAAGGGGGUGGACCGGCUGCGCUCCACGGUCGGGGUGGACGGCUCCGUGUACAAGAAGCACCCCCAUUUUGCCCGCCGCCUCCACAAGACGGUGCGCCGCCUCUUGUCAGAUUGUGACAUCCGGUUCGUCCGGUCCGAAGACGGGAGCGGCAAAGGGGCUGCCAUGGUCACCGCAGUGGCCUACCGCCUGGCAGACCAGCACAAGGCCCGGCAGAAGAUCCUGGACCCUCUGAGGCUCAGCCACGAGCAGCUCCUGGAGGUCAAGCAGAGGAUGAGGGAGGAGAUGGAGCGGGGCCUGGGCCGAGAGACGCACGACGAGGCCACGGUGAAGAUGCUGCCCACCUACGUGUGCUCCACCCCGGAUGGAACAGAAAAAGGAGACUUCCUGGCUCUGGAUCUUGGGGGCACCAACUUCCGUGUGCUGCUCGUGCGCGUCCGAAAUACCACGAAGCGUGGCGUGGAGAUGCACCACAAGAUUUACGCGAUCCCUCAGGAUAUUAUGCAGGGGACAGGAGAGGAGCUCUUUGACCACAUUGUCCACUGCAUUUCCGACUUCUUGGACUACAUGGGAAUGAAGGGGGUGUCACUUCCUCUGGGGUUCACCUUCUCUUUCCCUUGUCAGCAGAACAACCUGGACGAGGCAAUUCUCCUGAAAUGGACCAAAGGUUUCUCUGCUGAGGGCUGUGAAGGAGAAGACGUGGUGGGCAUGCUGAAGGAUGCCAUUCAGAGGAGAGGGGAGUUUGACCUGGAUGUGGUAGCCGUGGUGAAUGACACGGUGGGCACCAUGAUGACCUGUGGCUAUGAAGACCCUCUUUGUGAAGUUGGACUCAUUGUUGGAACGGGCAGCAACGCCUGCUACAUGGAGGAGAUGAAGAAUGUGGAGCUGGUGGAAGGGGACGAGGGGAGGAUGUGUGUCAACAUGGAAUGGGGGGCCUUUGGCGACAGCGGCUGCUUGGAUGACUUCCGGACGGAGUUUGAUGAUGCGGUGGAUGAGAAUUCCCUCAAUCUCGGGAAACAAAGGUUUGAGAAGAUGAUCAGCGGAAUGUACUUGGGCGAGAUUGUCCGGAAUAUCCUGAUCGAUUUCACCAAGAGGGGGCUGCUGUUCCGUGGGCGGAUCUCAGAGCGGCUGAAGACGAGGGGGAUCUUUGAGACCAAGUUCCUGUCUCACAUUGAGAGAGACAGCCUUGCCCUGCUCCAGGUCCGCUCCAUCCUCCAGCACCUGGGCCUGGAAAGUACAUGUGACGACAGCAUUAUCGUGAAAGAGGUGUGCACGGUGGUCGCCCGGCGGGCUGCCCAGCUUUGUGGAGCAGGGAUGGCGGCUGUGGUGGACAAGAUCCGGGAGAACCGUGGGCUGGACUUCCUCAAGGUCACCGUUGGCGUGGAUGGGACCCUCUACAAACUCCAUCCUCACUUCUCCACCGUCAUGCAUCAAACGGUUAAGGAACUGUCACCAAACUGCGAGGUGCGCUUCCUCCAGUCAGAAGAUGGCAGUGGCAAGGGGGCGGCGCUGAUCACCGCUGUGGCGUGUCGGAUACGGGAGGCGGGCCAGCACUAGGCAGCUGGGCCUGGAGAGCUGGGCUCCCCAAGGCCUGGCCGCGGCUGUUCCUCACUCCUCCUCCUCCUCCGUCUCCUCCUCGCCACAGGCUGAAUCCUCGCUUUACAGUUUCUCCGACGAUACCGCUCCUGUGAGACCCUCAGCGCCGCAUCUCCUGUUAUCAAAAUUCUCUCUCUCUCUCCCCUGCAUGCCAUACGAGUACAUAUCGCGUAAGCGUGAAGUGGUGUGUUGCGUGUCUCCCUCCCUCUCAAAGCUGGUCUCUCUUACUCGGCGUUGGUGUCAGAUGUGAACUGCCCCCGUCCCCACCCGCCUUUUCCACAGAAAUGGCCGGCCGUUGGGACACUUGUUCUCACUUGACACACGAUGGUACCAGUUGCUGAUCCAACUUUGGGUGUCAGCCUGGGCGCCAAAAAUGGAAAGGAAAGAAGCCAAGCGCCUUUAAAGGCUGGGCUGAAGGAGAAAGUGGUGGUUAUUUCCUUUUGGAAGAGCCGCUGGGUGCUGUGCCCCUUUCAAGCCUAGAACGUUAUCCAUGUGGGGAGGGUGGAAUGCACUCUCCGUAAAAAGCACCUUUCAGAAGAUUGAGUGGAAGCUGCUUGGUUGGUUUGAACGGCCAUGCACGUGCCUGGAAAUCUUGGGGGGCUCAGGGUGUCUAGGCCUGUCUUCCAGCUUCUCCUUUGCCUUUAGAUGUCAGUGCAGCUCACAGCUCUGUUGCCAUAUGGAUGAGUGCAUCUGUCUGUCGGUCUGGUGGCUGUUACUCCCCCUGCUUUCUGCUGCUCAUGUAUAUAGAUCAGCCGCCAGCAGACAGAAUACCCUUGCCCCUUUCCCCAGAAGUCUGCAGAGCACUGUCUUUAUUGUGAUGUGGGAGGGAUAAGUUAUUUUUUUUUGUCUGUGGGAUAGCACCUUCACCUUUGUACCUCACACCUGGCUGUGUGUCUCUGUAUAUGGUCUUGGAAAGAAAAAAGGGACUCUGUGCAUAAGUGUUAAUAUUUUUGUUCAGGUUAAGAAAAGUGGUUUAAAAAAAAAAAAAACACAUGGCAAAUGAUAUCUUGGGGGCGGGGUGGUGGUGGGCAAGUUCAGAAGGAAACAAUUUAGGACUGAAAUUUCCAAGAAGAAAUAUUCAAGUUGGUCAUUCCAGGACAAAGUGGAAGAAACGGACCAUGGAAAAGCUGAGUGUCAGCAGAAAGUGACGCCUGGCUAAUUCCGGGGUUCUCAAACUUGUUCCCCAGCUGUUGUGGAACUACGAUUCCCAUCAUCCCCAGUCACAAUAGCCGAAGCCCAACAACAUUUGGAGACCCAUGUUUUUUGAGAACCUCUGCCCUGAUGUUUCAUACCAGGGUGGCCAACUGGAGCUUCUCUAACUGCUGUUGGACCACAACUCCAACCAUCCUCAGCUGCAGUUGUGGCUGGGGAUUAUGGGAACUGUAGUCUGAGCAACAGCUGCAGAGCCUCAGCUUGGCCAUCCUGGGUGUAUUACAUGAGCUUGUCUGAGCACGGUGAAGUUCUGAAUCUAGUUUCCACCCCAGAAGGAAGGCUUUUAGUAUGACUAUUCUUUCCCCUCUCCCAAAUCUAACAUUUGGCCAUGUUUAUUUCCUAUUCAUGUCAACUUGCAUUUUAAUUUAUCACUUCCUCAAGAUCGAGGUUUGGGCUUACAUAAGAACAGUCCUGCUGGAUCACUCCCAAGGAGGCCCAUCUAGUCCAGCAUCCUGUUUCACACAGUGGCCCACCAGAUGCUGCUGGAAGCCACAGGCAGGAGCUGAAAGGGGCAUGCCCUCCCUCCUGCUGUUACUCCCCUGCAACUGGGACUCAGAGGCAACCUGCCUUUGAGGCUGGAGGUGGCCUUUAGCUCUCUGACUAGUAGCCGUCAAUAGACCUCUCCUCCAUGAAGUUAUCCAAACCCCCCCUCUUAAAACCAUCCAGGUCGUUGGCUGUCACCACAUCUCAUGGCAGAGAAUUCCACAAGUUGAUUAUGAUUAUGGUUGUCUUCCCAGCCUCGAUCCUACAACCAUGGACAAUCCUGAUCUUUAAGCAUACACAGAGUUCCAUGGUGACUUAAAUUUGGCCAGCAUUUUGUUGCAGCAUCGAGACCUUCAGAGGUGAAUGAGGACUGUUGUGUAGCUAUUUAUCGUAUGUGCUCCAAACUUCAUUGUGAACUAAUUCUGAAAUCUUCCUCAAACGGCAUCUUCAAAAACCACCACUAAGCCAUUCUGUGAGGUCCAACUUCUUGCCAAUUGAUUUGGUAACUACUGCAAAGAGGAAGUUGAUCAGAAUGGAAGCUUCCUACUAUGGGAGAAAUCCUUGUGGCUCCUUAAUUUCCAACCAGCAAAACUGUACUUAAUCUAAAGAACAAAUAUUUUUGGAAUCUGUUUGAUACAAGUUGUGAUGUAACUGUGAUGUAUGUGCACAAGAAAUCCUUGUUGAGGCUGCUGGUUUGAAGAGAAAAAAAAAUUUCCUCUAUUUUUUUAUAUCUGUAUCUAUAUAUUUAUAUAGCUUGGGAUAACUGAAAUACCCAAAGAACCUCUCUGGUAGUGAGGUGCAGAUUCAGAUUGAAAGCACAGUACAUUUUUUUUCCUCAUUUUUUUUUAAAAUACUUGCAUAUUUUUUAAAAGCUUAAAAGUUGCAAUAAGAUGAAUUCUGAAAUCAAGAGUAGAAAAAGUGAACUGUGAGUCUGUUAGAAAAACAGGGUUGAAUUUAAAUCUAUUUAAACAUAUGUAAGAUUUGACUCAUGCAAUACCAAACAGUUUUACUGGAAGUAAUAGUCUGUCUGCUGAAGUGAUUGAAAGAAAGGAUCUAUUCUCAUGGGAAGUUAAUGACAGUGUCCGUUUUAAAAACUUGAAUAUAAUGGAUUGCCAGACUGUACCUCCUUGUGAAAUGUAUUGUAUCUCACCAGUAGUGAACUUCUAAUGAAUAGCAAACUUUAUUUUUAUAGCAAUUGUUAAUUAAAAGGGAAACAGAGUAGUAAUAAAGUAUGUUUUGUGUGUGA
Molecule: messenger RNA, 7200 nt
Organism: Hemicordylus capensis (graceful crag lizard)
Lineage: Eukaryota; Metazoa; Chordata; Lepidosauria; Squamata; Cordylidae
Product: hexokinase-2
Exons: 18
Coding region: 1128-4220 (1030 amino acids)
Biological process (GO): glucose 6-phosphate metabolic process; glycolytic process; intracellular glucose homeostasis
Cellular component (GO): mitochondrion; cytosol
Molecular function (GO): glucokinase activity; D-glucose binding; mannokinase activity
Source: RefSeq, a predicted model, not a curated record